GCCGCUAACAAUUUCCUUUCUGAUUCCGAAUGAAUAAAUAAAGCUCAACCGCCAUAAACAACAGUGCAAGAGCACACUUCUUAGUUUAUUCAUCUUAUUUAUUUAAUUUUUUUUCCGUCAAUCGAAAGUAAAAGAAGGAAGGAUCAAGAAGGGUCUUCGCUGCGAGUGGUAGUACGCAUGGCUGGGACUAAGGGUUUUCAAUCUGGGUACGACAACGAAGCGUUUGGCUUUGGAUUUCAACUGACUUUCUAACUCAGUCCAAGAAUUGACGCUGUAACCACAGUUAAUUCUUGCCGGGCCUAAAGGCCAGGGUAGAAUGCUCCAUUCUGAGGAGUUACAGAGUUUCUUGGGCGACAAAAUUACUCUUUGCUAGUGCAAGACCCACAUGUCGAUGCAUCAUCACUUCUUUAAGCUGGUGUUGCUCCAACUUUGCUGAGAAGGGAAACUUUUCUGACAUUAUGAUGUCCUUGGCGGCAUCUCAUCUUAUAUAACGAGGACAGAAACAGAAGACACCAGAUCUAUGAGAAAUGACGGAAGACACUAGAUCUAUGAUUAAUGACAAGGUUGAGAAGCUCUCAGUUCCACCUGGUUUUGUGUCUCUGUCGUCCUUCACACUGAAGAAUUUAUCAAGUAAUGAAGUGGCAUGUUCUUCAAUGGCGGUUGGGGAUGCGUUUCAAACAGAGCUAAGCCCAGUGGGCUUUACCCCCACCAUGGACAAUAUUGCAAUGUUCAAGAGUAAUCUCAGUCAUAGACCAUGGAUUCUUUAUAAUCAAUUUGAUUACAAGUCAAAUGAAUCUGAUUCUGAACUUGAAAUGAAUUUUCCCUUGAGAGCUUGCCUGCCUAAAGGAGUGGUCCGAGGAUGUUCAAGUUGUCCUAAUUGCCAGAAGGUUACUGCUCGGUGGCAUCCUGAAGAAUCUCAUAGGCCUGUACUUGAAGAGGCACCAGUAUUCCAACCUAGUGAAGAGGAAUUCAAGGAGUCACUUGAAUAUGUUGCAAGAAUACGUCAAAAAGCAGAGCAGUUUGGAAUAUGCCGAAUUGUGCCUCCUCCUUCCUGGAAACCACCAUGCCUUCUCAAAGAAAGGAAUAUAUGGGAGACUUCUAAAUUCAAGACCCAUAUUCAACUGGUUAGUGACCUUCAAGAUCAAGGUAUAAAGAGAAAUCUGGAUAGAAGUCACAAGGAGGCAAAAAUUAAGAGGAGGAGAGUUUGGAUGAGGAGUUCUGGAGAUGGAUCUUUGAAUGAAAUCUCUACAGAUGCUAAUGAAGUUCAAUCUGAGGCUGAGAGCUUCAUAUCCAAAUUGGGGCCUGAGUUGACUCUAGAAGCUUUCAAUCGGUAUGCUGAUGAUUUUAAGAGGCAGUACUUCUGUAAAAGGGAAAAUGCUAUAAAUUCAGAUGCUAACUUGACCGUGCAUGAAGAUGGAUGGGAGCCAUCAGUUGAAAAUGUAGAGGGAGAAUAUUGGAGGAUAAUUGAAAAUCCAAUUGAAGAAAUUGAGGUUCUUUGCUGUGCCAACGUUGAAACUGGAGGAUUUGGAAGUGGGUUUCCAGUACAUUCUAAUUCAAUGGGAUUACCAAAUUAUCCUGAAUAUUGUGACUCAUGUUGGAACUUGAAUAAUAUUUUCAAGCUUCCUGGUUCACUCCUUGGUUAUGAAAAUCGUCAAACUUCUGCAGCUUUACUGCCUCAUCUUUCCUCAGGGAUGUGCUUUUCCUCUGUUUGUUGGAAAGCUGAAGAGCAUCAUUUGUAUUCCCUUAGUUACAUUCAUUUCGGUUCCCCUAAAAUAUGGUACGUCAUCCCAGGAGGAUAUUGCUACAGGUUUGAGAGAGUUGUCAAGAAGCACCUCCCGCAUUGUCUUGAGCAUCCUGAAUUGCUGUAUAAGAAUAUCUCUCAACUUUCCCCCUCUACCUUAACGGCAGAGGGCAUUCCUGUCUAUCGCUGCGUGCAAUAUCCGGGAGAGUUUGUUGUUACGUUCCCUGCAGCAUACCAUUCACAAUUUGACUGUGGUUUCAAUUGUUCUGAGACUGUUAAUUUCGCUCCUUUUGACUGGUUGCCUUUUGGUCAGCAUGUUGUAGAAAUGUACUGUGAGCAAGGUAGAAAGACAUUGAUUUCUCAUGAUAAACUGCUGCUUGGUGCUGCCAUGGAUGCAGUGAGGGAAAAGUGGAAAUGUGAACUGCUUAAAAAGAAUGCAAGUGUUUGUGGAAAAGAUGGGAUCCUAACAAAAGCACUCAAGUUACGGGUCAAACAGGAGGCCAUCAGGAGAGAAUAUCUUUGCAGGGGUUUACAGUUGCAAAAAAUGGAGGAUGACUUUGAUAGCGACAAAAGGGAUUGUAGCACAUGCCUCUAUGAUCUACAUUUUUCUGCCAUAGGGUGUUCAUGUUCACCAGGCAGAUACGCAUGUCUGCUACAUGCAAAGAACCUCUGUCCUUGUCAUUGGACUGCCAGAUAUCUCCUCUAUAGGUAUGAGAUCUCUGAGUUAAAUCUCCUGGUUCAAGCUUUGGAAGGGAGGUUGGACGCCAUUUAUCAUUGGGGUAAAAAGAAACUUGAUUUAAGGGUGAGUUCUGACGACUUGAGGGAGUUGAGGAACCGUGGCGAAGUGUCUGCUUCCGUAAAAUCUGCAGCAACCAGCACUUUAUCUCAACUUCUGGGGCCAAAAGAACUAGUGACUGGACAGGUAUGUAGAAAGGAAGAAGAGGAGAAAUAUGAUUUACAGAAAAUUUCUGCUGGCAGCGGUAGCAGGCAAGAUACUCAGGAAUGUAUAGACCCAAACUUUGGCAACAUAACUUCUAAGAAAGGAAAAUUUGACAAAUCUCAAACCGUUCAAAAUGAAGUUAUUGUUCUUACUGAUGAUGAGGAUUGAGUGGGAAUGGAUGUAUGCAGAACAAUGGUCGAAUUUAUGGAGCAAAUCUGUAUAUACCUGAUUUAAAAUGUUAUAGAGGUAGGUUUCCAUAUCUUUGUUUGAGGUCGGCAACUUGAUAAAGAAAUGCAGCGUGUUGUGCUUGGAAGAAGUCUUGAGGUUUAUUUGAUGAGAAGGAACUCUUUUCAAUAGUCCGUUCAGCAUGCUUGCUUGACAUGUCCAGAAAAGCAAUUUGCUGGUUCCUGGGCAGUCAAUAGGAAUGGACGUUGCCAAAGGGAGAUUCUGGAGUGAGUUCACUGCAGAGAUGGGAUGACAUGAUACGGAAGCAACUAAACUGUUCGGGGGAUGUUCGUUUACAUUGAACAACUGAAAGGAACAGAAAUUUAUUUUCCAGGAAAAGAAAGACAAAAAGUUCAAGAAAUGUUUGCCCAACAAAAAUGCUGGCUUUUGUUUUGCUCAAAUUUCUUUGCUAAAUAGGUAAUUUUUGAAAGGAUAGUUUUGGUUUAGCAUUUUUUUUUUUUUUGUUGUUGGAAAGAUGGCUACUGCUAAUCCCAAUGCUAUGUCUUGGACGUAACGAAUUCAUACUUAUCUCGGUUUAAGGUUCAGCAACAUUGUAGACGUUUAAGUGCUAACUGCAGCCAAUAGGGUGCAGAAUUCGGGACUUUAGAUUGUUUGCAUCAGUCAAAUCGAUCGAACAAGUUUAUAACCAGCGAUGAUGCAGGCGGAAUGAUGCAGGAGGAAAUAGAGCCGACGACCGGGGGGAACCAUCUGAUGAUGUUCUCGAGGACAUGAAUUGAGAGAUUAUAUGUCUUCCAAAGAAUUACGAUAAUGGUGACGAAGAUGGAGGGACGUAUUUUAUUAAGAGAAUGGUGGGAAGCUUACUUCUAAAGACAAACACUACCGCAACAUCAGCGCAUUAUACAAACAUCAACACAUGCAAACGAAGUUAUACGGCUUCCUGACCAAUUGGAAGUUGGAACCCGGAAAUUGCUGCUGUAAUCUAUUCUUACUCAACAGUACGCACCAUUUCUCAAGAACCAAUCAGUAAUCGUCACGAAAGGAGCGGUGGACCUCCUCCUUGGUCGGUGGUGGUGGUGGUGGCAGCGGCCGCUGUGUCAUAAUUAAAAGCCAUCAUCAUGAGUCUGAAGUCUGACUGAGUAAGCCGCGGUGUGCGUGCGUGCGCUUGUAAUGUACUAAUGCGUAUUUAUUUUUGCUUUUGGUUUGUUUUUUUCUUCAUCUGGUAGAAGUACGUUCGUUAUGAUAUAGAAGGGCUAGCCUUUGAGCAUUUGACAGAAAGCCCUGCGGAGGUGAAGGCGGGGGCGGGCCGGCUUUGGAAGAGCCAGAUUAUUGUGACAACUCAGAACAGUACCAUUACCAUUAUGUGAGUGUCAGUAACGAAAGAAAGCAACAGAAAAGGGCACUCAUCGGUCGGGAGGGAGGGUGGUCCUGGUUUCAUUCCUCCUCUUCCACAUCCUGGUAGUUCCUCCUGAGCCUCAUCACGUUCGCUGCCAAGUUUCUGUGUUAAAUUUUUUUUAACCAAAAAAAAAAACAAAGAAGAAGAAGAAGAAGAAGAAGGAAAAAGUGCUUUGGUUUGGUCCAAAGGGACAAAGCAACUUUGCAAGCUUUUGGAAUUUGGACUUUGGUGGCUGACUGAAUGCGGAAUGCCCCGUGUUUGUGUGUGUGCAUCAUUCAAUUCGGGGCAGCGAGGUACAUAAAAGCUUGGAAGUGGGACGAUUGACCAACGACGACGACGGCUAUAUGUAUCAUUUCAGAAACCUCCCCUGUGAUUUGUAACGAUUGCAGCCAUCUCUCUUGAAGUUUUGAAAAA
Molecule: messenger RNA, 4674 nt
Organism: Coffea arabica (coffee)
Lineage: Eukaryota; Viridiplantae; Streptophyta; Magnoliopsida; Gentianales; Rubiaceae
Source: RefSeq, a predicted model, not a curated record